AAAUGUGUUUGAUAUAACCUUGUGUACUGAUGAAUCUUGUGUAAAGAGUAACUACCGUUCCUGUCAUGAAUGUAACCAAAGUGUAAAACUUACACUUAACUUAAAAUAAAAAGGGGAACCUGGGGCUUAAAUCAGGGACCUUUCUACUAGUACCUGAACUAGUACCUGAGCUAUGACUGCUUCUAUAUAAUGAUGUAACUAAAUGUGUGUUCUACAAAUCUAAUGAACUCCAUUGUGUGUGUGUGUGUGUGUGUGUGUGUGUGUGUGUGUGUGUGUGUGUGUGUAGGAUUCAGGUACUAAAUUAAGGUAUGGAUUCAGAAGUUGAGUACCUCAGGGAUCAGGUGAACAGAUUAAAUUUAGCUCUGGCUCGAUACCAGGAGGCGUCACCUACAUCCGCACAGGUUGAAGAUUUGGAAGGGGAUUCAGCAGCACCCUGGAUCAACAACAAAAAUAUAAUGGCUCCUCUGAUAUUAGAGUACGACAGACACUUACAGCAGAUGGAGUCUCAGCUGAAGCGCUACCAGAUGCAGAUGGUGGACUUGAAGGCAAGUCUGGAGCAGGUGGUUCAGGAAAAUGAACGGUUGUAUGCAGAACAGAGAAUCUCUAUAGAGAAACAGUUAGAAUCGCUCUCUGUGGAUGCGGAUGCUGGUGCUGUAGCGGAUACAGUUGCCAUUAGCAAUUUGGAGGAUCAACUGAAAUGUGCAGUGGAGGAGAAGGAGAGGCUGGCACAGAUGUGGGAGGCUGCAGCUCAGGAGAUGGAUCAUCUACAGAAGAGUUACCAGAACAACAUGAGAGACUCCCAAGUACACACUGUACAGCACACACACAUACAGAAUCAAAUGGCAGAGCUGCAACAACUAGCCCAGAAACUUCAGGCAGCCAAUCAGAAUCUGGAAUCAAUGAAUGAGCAGCUGGUGAAGACAGUAGCAGAACAGAACUCUGAACUGGAGGAACUUCGUAAUCAUCUCAGAAAAGCGAAGCAGGAUGUGAGGACGGCUACAGCUAAAGCAGAAGAGAUGAACAGACUCAUGCAGAACGUUGAAGAUCAGAUGCAGCGCAAGGAGGAGGAUGCAGCAAAGGCGUAUGGGAGAGAGGAAGCAUCUGAUCACAGACUGCAACACAUGCAGGCAGUACUGAACCAACUAGAAAGCAGGUUAAAGGCAGCGACUCAGGAGGCAGAAUCAGUAAGAAGGAAAGAGGCAUUAUGGGAGAAGCAGGUUGGAGAGUUACAGAAUCGCUGUGCUUCACUGGAGGAGGAAAAAUACGAAGCCUUUCAGAAACUCAGAGACUCACUACAAUUGGCUGAGGAAGCAACACUGCACCGAGACCAGGCUCAGCUGAGGGAGAAGCAAAAGAUAGAGGAGCUGGAGAGGAUGAAGGAGGUGAUGAAGCAGUGGGUGGAUGAAGCUCCUGCCCGUACCAGGAGAGAGGUGGAGGUGGUGCGUAAACAGUGUAAUUCUCAGAUUCAUCGUCUUACCGAGGAACUGUCUGCUCUACAGCUGGAGUGUGCAGAUAAACAGUUACAGUUGGAGAGAGCUCACAGAGAAAGAAAAGCUGUAGAGGAGGAACUUGAAAAGGUGUACAGACAGGGCAGUUAUGGUGACCCCGAUGUGAGAAAGAUGGAGGCGCUACAUCAGAGAUGUUUAAAUGCUGAGAGGAUGAAAGAAGAACUGGAGCUCACACUCAGCACCACAAACUCCACCAUGAAGCGGAUAAAGCUGGAGUUGAAUGAGGAGCUGUCCCGUUGUCAGGAGGAGGUACGCAGGCUGCAGGUGGCGCUAUCGAAUGCGAGAGCUGAGUGCAACACUAUCAGCGAGGAGCGACUUAGUCUGCAGCAAGAGAACCAUAAACUGCUGAAAGAGACAAAUACUCUCCGUACAGAGUGUUUAUCAGCACAAAGACUAGCUAAACACCAGGUAUCAGUGAUGCAGCAGGAAGUGAGAGCGAGGGAACAGGCCGUAGAGUCUAGAAUUCAAGAGAUGGAAGAAAAAAACAAACUCUCCACAGCUGAACUACAGCGCCGCCUACUGGCUCAGCAACAUGCCACCAAUCGCUACAGGGAGCGAAAUAAACACCUUUUAGACACCUUCAACACCCAACUGUCCUCACUCAGGGAGGAACUGACCAAGCAGAAGCAGCGCUCUCAGGAACUGGAGUUCCAGUUAAAACUAAAACAAACUGAAUUACUGGAGGGAGUCUCCUAAUCACAGAGGAACAAGGAUUUUACUCACGUGAUCAACAGCAGCUUUCUGUAGUCCUGAAGGCAUUAAGUUCACAACCUUCUGACUACUGAUGUGAAACUUCAGGUACCUCCUGAUUCAGUGUGAUCAUGAUUUAGGGAGUCACGCUUUACUUAUGCGCGAUGAUUCACGGUGCUUUUGAUGUAUCUCUAUUCUGUACAUGAUGGACUGUUCUUAAUAGGGCCAAGCAUUAAAACAAUGUGGUUUUGUUAUUGUUCUGCUACUGGCUGAAAUUGUGGCAAGAUCUUAUUAAAAAUGUGAAAACAAAAGCAAUAAAAAAUAAUCAUGUUCAAAGUCAUACACUCACAGAGCACUUCAUUACAUACACAUCUGAUUUGUACAUUAAUUGAUUAUUUUGUAAACUACACCUUUCAUACUAAUAAACCUUGCAGGUAUACAA
Trichomycterus rosablanca is the source of this 2640-nucleotide messenger RNA. RefSeq names its product sodium channel and clathrin linker 1 (gene sclt1). Gene Ontology annotation, cellular component: centriole. Gene Ontology annotation, biological process: cilium assembly; clustering of voltage-gated sodium channels. The coding region runs from base 309 to 2204 and encodes 631 amino acids. Lineage: Eukaryota; Metazoa; Chordata; Actinopteri; Siluriformes; Trichomycteridae. The record is from RefSeq and is a predicted model, not a curated record. The transcript has 20 exons.